ACCUGUAAGCUACGUGCCGUUUGUCGCAUCUUGUCGCGGGAGUGCGAUCGUGCGUGGAAUGUGCGUUCGCGACAUUACAAACACGUUGCAUACGAAAUGUAAAUAAUAAACGACGUGCUGGGCCAUUAAAUAAAAAGAUUGGCCGAGACUCUGUUUACUUUCGGGCGACAUCGUUUCAGUGAGUGUCCCCCACAUGAAUUACCGGUGAUACGUUUCUGACAGCGUGUUCGCAAUGGCCGAUGAGUCCUCUGCGUUGCCGAAGAGGCGGCAAUUGCGCGAAAGAACCAAGAAACUAUACACCGACGACUGGACUCUAGGGGAUGAGGAAAUCGAGGGUCGUAGAACGUUCCAGCUUGAUGAGAAGAUCGAAUGUGAUAGGUAUGACCUGAGCAACUUCAGCGGCCUCUUCCGAGAAAUGAAUGGCUCUGAAUUGAAUUUGGCAUAUUUGCAAAAAUAUGGGCUACAAAUACCAUUGUUAUUCAGGGAAAUGUCGGGGCUAGGACUGCGAGUGCCUAGCUCCAACUUUUCAGUAAAUGAUGUCCGAACUUGUGUUGGUUCUAAGAGAAUUUUGGAUGUGAUGGAUGUUAAUACUCAGAAGAAUGAAGACAUGACGAUGAAAGAUUGGCAAAAGUAUUAUGAGGAUCCUAACAAGGAGCGACUGUUGAAUGUGAUCUCCUUAGAGUUUAGUCAUACCAAAUUAGAGAAUUAUGUACAAUCACCUGCGUUGGUACGGCAAGUUGAUUGGGUCGACGUAGUAUGGCCAAGACACUUGAAAGAUGCUCAAGUGGAAUCAACUAACCUGUUGGAGGACAUGAUGUAUCCAAAAGUACAGAAGUAUUGUUUAAUGUCAGUGAAAGGAUGUUACACUGACUUCCAUGUUGAUUUUGGUGGUACCAGUGUAUGGUACCACAUUCUGCGCGGUGGUAAAAUCUUCUGGCUGAUUCCACCAACUGAAAAGAACCUGGCACUCUAUCAAGAGUGGGUGUUAAGUGGCAAACAGUCGGAUGUAUUUUUUGGUGAUAUGGUAGACAGAUGUGGCAGAAUAAGUCUAACAGCUGGUAUGACAUUAUUUAUACCAACUGGUUGGAUACAUGCUGUGUAUACUCCUCAAGAUUCUCUAGUUUUUGGUGGGAACUUCUUGCAUAGCUUUGGUAUAGAAAAACAAUUGAAAGUGGCGCAAGUAGAGGAGCAUACCAAAGUACCACAGAAAUUUCGGUAUCCAUUCUUUACAGAAAUGUUGUGGUAUGUUCUUGAACGGUAUGUGCAUGUACUCUUGGGUAGAAGUCACUUAGAAAUAGCUGAAUCACAGAAGCAACAUUCAGUUCCACCACAGCAUCAACACACACACAUUACUCCAUUUGAGUUACAUGGCUUAAAAGCAAUAGUUAUGUAUUUACAUUCUUUACCCUCAACGAAGAAAAAUGUGCCGGAACUCAUACGCGACCCGGUUGCUUUGAUUCAUGAUGUACGUUGUUUAGUGGAACAACAUCGGCAUGACAAUCCCGAAGCUGCUGUAACGGGAAAUGCCGUAUUACCAUCCCCACCACCACUCACCAUCGCCGACAGGGAACGAUUGAGAGUGGCGCGGAAGGGUUUCAUGAAAAUACCACCGAGACUUCCAUCGGAGAAAUCUGAGAGAGCAUUCCCGCGUAGAAGACGCACUAGAUGUAAGAAGUGCGAAGCUUGCACCAGACAGGAUUGUCGAGAAUGUGUAUACUGUCAGGAUAUGGUAAAAUUCGGUGGAUCUGGUCGCGCUAAACAAACGUGCCUGAUGCGCCAGUGCUUAAGGCCCAUGCUACCAGUGACAUCAGCCUGUAAAAUUUGCCAGUUGGACGGUUGGAGACAGCCGCCAGCACCGUUGAUGGGUAAACCAAUUCCCAACAUACCGUCGAAGUUAAUGGAAUGUUCAAUAUGCUUCGACAUCGUACAUCCGGAAUGUAUAGGUUUGAAUUCCGACGAAGUAACAACAGUUAAUGACGAUGUGCCGAAUAGUUGGGAGUGUCCUCAGUGUUGUGAACGAGGUCGAAAUGUAGAUUAUCGACCGCGUCAACAGAAAUCCCGUUCGCGAAAACUAUCAGUGUCGAGCGCGGGAUCGUCGGCGCCCACUUCGGAUUCCGAACGAGCUACAACGCCGAAUAAACAGCCAAGGAUGGAGGAGGUAAACGAUUCUCCUGCGGAAGCAGCUGACAACGAACGAAGAACAAUUAUGCGCAAUCACUUGGCAAUGCAAUUGAUCGCUGGAACUAGCAGAAAUCUAAUCAGGCCGCACGUGGUAGUCAGGCCUGCACCACCGCCACCUAUCCCGAAAUCAGAAGAAGACGGAUCAAAUCUAGCGUACGAUAAGACGGUGAUGCUGUCAGUGUUCCGAUAUCUUAACGUAAGAGAUCUGUUUAAUUGUGCCUUGGUCUGUCGUACCUGGGCGAGAUAUAGUAUAGAUCCCAAUUUAUGGAAGAAACUUGACAUGUCGCAUGUCCGCCUGGAGCCUUUGCAUUUGACCUUCAUCGUACGCAGACAACCGGAGAACCUGAAGCUCGAUUGGACCAACGUUAACAAGAAACAGCUGAUUUGGUUGUUGACUAGACUACCGCAAUUACGAACGUUAUCUCUUCAAGGUUGCGCCUGGACCGCAGUUUGCGGCUUGAGAACUUGCUGCUGUCCACCUCUGACAAUGCUGGACUUGAGUUAUGUUACCGGAUUAAACGACGCUAAUCUAAACGAGGUUCUGAGCCCACCAACGGAUUCACGACCUGGUCUCAUUGACAAGACGUCGAGAUUAAAGCACCUGAAACAUUUGUUCCUGGGUGGAUGCGAUAUUACUGAUCUCGGAGCUAGAUACAUAGUCGAGCAUCUGUCGUGCCUAGAAAGUUUAGAUUUAUCUUCGUGCGGUAGACUUACUGACAUGGGUGUGGCUCAACUAGCAACGCAGAAAUUGCCAAACUUGAUGUCGUUGAAUCUAGCCAGCUGCAGACUACUCACAGAAACCACCUUGGAUCACCUGGAACAGUGUAAAGCAUUGAAGCACCUAGAUCUACGGCACACUACUCAAGUAUCGACUCAGGCCGUUAUCAGGUUCGCAGCAAAGAGCGAACAUAACUUGCACGUGACGGAUGUGAAGCUGGUGGAAGAAAAGAAACCCGAAACUGAGGCCAUGAUAAUAUCAUGAAAAGGCCUCAAGUGGUGCUCGCGCGUAUUAUUGUUCAGUGCAAUCCGGUUCUGUUAACGCACGUAGAAAUCACUGCUUGCGUACGAACCGUAAUUGCAAAAUACUUGCGACUAGUGAGGAUUUUUAUUUUACACAAAAAGAUCGGUACAUGACGUGCAUCAUUAUAUGAUGUGACAGGAAAGACCUGACUAGCAUAAGAUUUCUAUUGUGGUGACACCCUUUACCGACAUAAGGCCAAACGUGGUCUUGGCGAAGACGAUUUUUUCGCGACUUGUACGUUAUUUUUCUUGUUUUUGAUUGCGAAAGCUUAUGUACUGUUUGAUUGUUUGAAUUGUACGAUUUUUUUAAGUUAUACCAUGCUUGAUUCUAAAUAUCUUUCGCCUGAAAGUAGUUUUUGUCCUUUAUAUUGCAUAAAAUUCAGUUUUGUUGUUUGUCUGGUAAACGUGAAGAAGAUAAUGUGGAAUGACGUUGGAAACUUAUUGCUUUUUUAAACGUGUCACCUUCAACAAAUUGUGAGCACUUCAUAAAGAAAUUAAUGUCUAUUAUUUUAUUUCUUUCUUUUUUUAUUCAGCGUGAGGUCAAGUCGGGUUGCUGAGACAAGUCGUAUUCAUCAAGAUCCGACAGAGAGUAUCUGUCACAAUGUACGGAAAGGUACAGUAUAAAAAUUCUAUAUCGAAUCAUUGUUGACCGAAUACAGUAUUUUUCGCAUAGGUUGUGGAAAUUGAAAACGUGCGUGUGCGCAUACACAUGCAAGAAAAGUUAGUAUUUAUUUACAUGAAACUCGAACAAAUCUUAAACGAGAGAUAUCUCAACUGUAAAAAUAUGAGAAAGCUGCCUGAAACCACAGACAUAUACAGACCACAGAUAUAUAUACAGUUUAUCCAUAAACGCGCGCCAAUUAUACACAUAUACACACACACACACAUACACACACACACAUACACGAUUGUACCAUUUCGCAAUGUUAGUUAGGUGAUCUCUAAAUGUCGCACGAAGACAGCAUGUACAUGUUUCGAAUUUUAAUCUUCGACCUAAGCUGCAUUUUCGUAGGCGACGUAAAACAUUUUGUGUAAGCGGUUAUGUACAUAUACCUGCUUUUUUAUAUAAACGCACGUUUUAGUUGUCUGUUUUCCUUCAUGUUCCUUCUCUUUUCCUCUCCGCUCCUCAAGUUAUUCUACACAUAAUUUUAUUAUAAACUAAUUAUAAAAUAAUAGCAAGCAAUAGCUUUUAAGUGCUGUCUUACAUCUUACUGAAUUAGACAUAUCAGGUCUAUUUAUUUUAACAUUGUAGUAUAUUAUAUUCUCUGCAAUAUUAGUUAUUAAU
This is a messenger RNA of Harpegnathos saltator (Jerdon's jumping ant), 4486 nucleotides long. Its product is annotated as Lysine demethylase 2. Gene Ontology annotation, molecular function: DNA binding; protein binding; zinc ion binding. The transcript is spliced from 7 exons. Bases 233 to 3163 code for a protein of 976 amino acids. The record is from RefSeq and is a predicted model, not a curated record. Lineage: Eukaryota; Metazoa; Arthropoda; Insecta; Hymenoptera; Formicidae.